UAUUUCUACGGGAAGAUGAUUGUGUGCAGCCUAAGAAAAUAAAAAAUAAAUAAAGGACGACUCAAAUUUUGACUUGUGGUGACAAUGGUCGCUUCAAUUCGUUGUCUAUCCAAAUUCUUCCCCUCCAUUGGACCCUCUUCUUGUAAUUUAUAAGUCACUGAGCUUGCUCUUGCCUCCUCAGUUUCUGUUCUUCACUCUGUUUUAUGAUCUUCUUUGCUUUUCUGGGUUCAUCCACAAACACCCUUUUAGCAAUUCGAAGCUCUUGGAGUGUGUUUCUGCUGCUCCUGGAUCGUCUCUGGCUUACGGUUUGGUUGAUCCAUAUAUACCUGUUUGAGGACAUUCAUGCGUUUAUCUGUGUGGGGACUACUUCAUGGCUAAGAAAUUUUCAUUUCAAGUGGAAUUCUCCCUUCACAAUGGAAUCAUAACACAAUCAUAGAACAUAGAAGGGAAGCCUUUUCUAAUCUAUAGCUUGAUUUGGUAAAACAGGGAAAGAGUGAACAAUUUGUUUGAUCUUAUGGGGAAAACGGUUCAUAUUAGUGGAUUUCCUUCACAUGCCACGGCAGAUUCCGUGAAGAGUUUUCUGGAGCUUCGUACAGGUUUAGGAACUGUCUAUGCCAUUAAGGUUAGACCACCUAAAAGGGGAGGAAGUAGAGUAUAUGCUAUUGUCCAAUUCAUUGGUGCUGCACAAGCUGAGUUGAUCAUUUCCUUAGCUAAUCAACGCCUAUGGUAUGGAUCUUCGUAUCUUAAGGCUCGAGCGGCUGAUGUCGAUAUUGUACCGAAGCCUAGGACAUAUGUGCAUACCUUGGAAGACUUGACAUUGUGCUUUGGUUGUCAGGUCUCCAGUGAAAAGUUUCAUGUUCUAUGGGAAGGAGAUGUUGAGUUGGUGACUUUUGGAGUUGAAAUGCGAAAAAUGAACUUUCAUUUGAUUCAUAAUUUCGUUGAGUACAGGUUUCAGCUUUCCUAUGAGAACAUUUGGCAGAUACAACUCCACCGUCUGCAACAUCAGUCUAUGAAAUGUCUUCUGAUUCAGUUAUAUGGAGCUCCUCGGAUAUAUAAAAAAGUUGCACCCUCUAGUGGACAAAUCUUUGAUGAUCCUCUUUUUAACUUCUUUAAAGAAGUACCUGAUGAUCAAUGGGUUAGAACAGCUGAUUUUACUCCAUCAAACUCUGUUGGACAAUCUUCUUCUUUAUGUUUGAAGCUACCUAAUGGCCGUCAACUUCCCAACUUUAGGCGACAUUUUGCUUAUUAUGAAGAAUUCGAAGAUGAAUUCAAACUGGUGGAUGGAGGCAACAGUUUUUCUUGCUCCGACGAUCUUGUUCCCGUGGUCGAUUCUCGUCCUAAUGUUCUUCUGCCAUAUGAAAUAAUCUUUAAAGUAAAUGUAUUGGUUCAAAAUGGUUGCAUUGCAGGGCCAUCACUCGAUACGGGUUUCUAUCGGUUGGUUGAUCCGAGUCGAAUAAGAGUUGAGUAUGUAGAAAAUGCAUUAGAAAAACUGUUCCAUUUGAAGGAAUGCUGCUAUGAGCCAUCAAGCUUUCUUACUGAACAGUACAAAAAGUAUGCAAAGCAUCCUUCAAAUUCUCCUGCUAUAGCCUUGGAUGAUGGAUUGGUGUAUGUCCGUAGGGUUCAAAUAACACCUUGUAAGGUGUACUUCUGUGGUCCUGAAGUCAAUGUUUCGAACCGGGUGUUGCGCCAUUUUUCUCGAGAUUUAGAUAACUUUCUUCGUGUGUCUUUUGUUGAUGAGGAGUGGGAUAAAAUGCGUUCGACGGAUUUAUUGCCACGGAUGGCUUCUUCGAUCGAGAAUGGUAAAACUGAUAUCUACAGGAGAAUCCUCUCUGUUCUUAAAAAUGGCAUAGCCAUUGGUGAUAAGAAGUUUAAGUUUCUUGCAUUCUCAUCAAGUCAACUAAGAGAGAAUUCUUUGUGGAUGUUUGCUUCCAGACCUGGCCUUGAUGCAGCUGUUAUUAGAGAGUGGAUGGGUGAUUUUCGACAUAUCAAGAAUCCAGCAAAGUACGCUGCUAGAUUGGGACAAUCGUUCGGCUCAUCGACGGAGACUCUUUCGGUUGCUAGACAUGAAAGGGAAAUCAUUCCUGACAUAGAGGUUCAACAUGGUGAAGUCAAGUAUGUCUUUUCUGAUGGAAUUGGCAAAAUAUCAAGUGAUUUUGCCAAAAGGGUUGCUUCAAAAUGCGUGCUAGCGUUCACUCCGUCUGCUUUUCAGAUUCGUUAUGGUGGAUAUAAGGGUGUCGUUGCUGUUGAUCCGCGCUCGUCUGUAAAGUUAUCUCUGAGGAAGAGUAUGUGCAAAUUUGAAUCAGACAACACGAAACUCGACGUCUUAGGCUAUAGCAAAUACCAACCAUGCUUCCUGAAUCGUCAGCUGAUAACUCUUUUGUCGACUCUAGGCGUUAAAGAUGAGGUUUUUGAGAAGAAACAAAGUGAAGCUUUAGAACAAUUGGAUGCCAUUUUAACAGAUCCACUGAAGGCUCAAGAAGCCUUGGAGUUGAUGUCUCCUGGAGAGAAUACUAACAUUCUCAAGGAGAUGCUCAAAUGUGGCUAUAAACCAGAUGUUGAGCCUUAUCUAUCAAUGAUGUUACAGACUUUCCGGGAGUCGAAGUUGCUAGAAUUACGAACCAAAUCGAGAAUCUUUAUUCCGAAUGGGCGAGCGAUGAUGGGAUGUCUAGACGAGACUGGGACCUUGGAGUAUGGACAGGUAUUUGUACAAAUCUCCAGUGUUAGGCAUAGACAUAUAUCUGAUACUUCUGCAUUCGAUAUGAGCGGUUCGGAAGACCAUUUAGUUAUCGUGGGAAACGUAACUGUUGCGAAAAAUCCCUGCCUGCACCCCGGCGAUGUUCGUGUGCUAAACGCUGUAAAUGUACCUCUGUUGUAUCAUAUGGUUGACUGUGUUGUUUUUCCACAAAAAGGAUCAAGGCCUCAUCCAAACGAAUGCUCGGGUAGCGAUUUGGACGGUGAUAUAUACUUCGUCUGUUGGGACACUGAAUUGAUCCCGCCUCGACAAAUUCCGCCGAUGGAUUAUACUCCUGCACCUCCUAUUCAGUUAGAUCGUGAUGUCACAAUCGAGGAUGUUCAAGAGUAUUUUGUGAACUACAUGGUUAAUGACAGCCUUGGAAUCAUUGCCAAUGCUCACACUGCGUUUGCAGAUAAAGAGCCCUUUAAAGCAAGAAGUGCUCCUUGUAUAGAGCUUGCAAAGCUAUUCUCCAUUGCUGUGGACUUCCCAAAAACUGGAGUACCUGCUAUAAUACCUUCACAUUUGAAUGUCAAAGAGUUUCCCGACUUUAUGGAGAAGCCCGACAGGCCCUCGUAUGAAUCAAAGAACGUGAUCGGAAAACUUUUCCGGGCAGUAAAGGGCAUUGCACCAAAUAUAAGCUACAUUAGGUCGUUUACUCGAGAUGUAGCAAUGCGGUGUUACGACUCCGAUAUGGAAACUGAAGGCUUUGAAGAUUACGUUGAAGAUGCCAUCUAUCAUAAAACUAUAUAUGAUUACAAGUUGGGGAAUUUGCUUGAUUAUUACGGGAUCAAGUCCGAGUCCGAGAUAUUUAGUGGCAAUAUUAUGAGAAUGUCGAAGUCUUUCACGAGGAGAAGAGACGCAGAAGCCAUCAACUUGGCUGCAAGGUCUCUAAGAAAGGAGGCUAGGACAUGGUUCAAUACGAAAGAAAGCGGUCCAGAUUCGGGCUCGGAUGAUUUAUUUGCCAAAGCUUCGGCGUGGUACCAUGUCACUUAUCAUCAUUCGUAUUGGGGCUCCUAUAACGACGGAAUGAAACGCGACCAUUAUUUGAGCUUCCCAUGGUGUGUUUACCACAAACUGAUGCAAGUCAAGGAGAAUAAUUUGAGGAGAAGAGAGAAAGCUUCAAGAUUGGCGACUCUUGAUAGAUUCAGCCGUGUCUUAAAUCUCGAUGGACGUUGAAGAACACGAUCGACACCGGUUGGUUUCCUGUUCUACCUCCCUCUGAUAUAUCUGAUGGUCUUUAUCUGUAGUUUUUUUAAUAUACUUGGCUUUGGCUUUGGCUCUUGUUUGCUACUCUUUUGAGAGCUUCUUAGUUUGAAUAGUCACCUUUUUCUUUACUAUGUAAUAUCUACUCUAUACAUUGGCCAAUGUUCAUGAAAUCUGAAAUCUUAGCCUACUUUUCUCAAACA
Molecule: messenger RNA, 4140 nt
Organism: Cucurbita moschata (crookneck pumpkin)
Lineage: Eukaryota; Viridiplantae; Streptophyta; Magnoliopsida; Cucurbitales; Cucurbitaceae
Product: RNA-dependent RNA polymerase 1-like
Exons: 5
Coding region: 515-3910 (1131 amino acids)
Biological process (GO): siRNA processing
Cellular component (GO): nuclear RNA-directed RNA polymerase complex
Molecular function (GO): RNA binding; RNA-directed RNA polymerase activity
Source: RefSeq, a predicted model, not a curated record